This is a messenger RNA of Truncatella angustata, 3989 nucleotides long. RefSeq names its product mitochondrial protein Pet127-domain-containing protein. Gene Ontology annotation, biological process: mitochondrial RNA 5'-end processing. Bases 193 to 3693 code for a protein of 1166 amino acids. The record is from RefSeq and is a predicted model, not a curated record. Lineage: Eukaryota; Fungi; Ascomycota; Sordariomycetes; Amphisphaeriales; Sporocadaceae. Gene Ontology annotation, cellular component: mitochondrion; mitochondrial envelope. The transcript has a single exon.
CGCGUGCGCUAAUCCGAGCCAUGCCCGACGCAGAUCGCGGCGAUAAGACGCGAAGCGACCCACCAAAAAAAGUUCCCGGUCUACGGUAGGUUGGAGCUUCGAGCGCCAGUGUCUGCUCUGGCGAAGUCGCCAGCAUCACCAGUUUCUUCUGCGGCCCCCAUAGGUGCAAUUUGUCCCCAGCAAGUCGCACAAAUGCUUCGGUUGAGAAGUCAGGCCCUCCGUCACCUCGGGACGAUCUGUACCUGCUCGCCAUGUCUCGCGACGGCAACCCGCACCCCUGCCCCGUCCGGGCUGCAAUCCAGCAUCGCAGCAAGACGGCGCAUAGAUGACGACAGGAGCAGAGCAUUUCACACUGUAUCCUCGAGGAGAUCCGAGCGCACCACCGAGCCGGCUGCGCCCACCGAGUCGCUACAGGAUGCGGGAAAUCCCCAGACCGAGACACAGCUGAGCGAGAAGCAAAAGCGCAGGUUAAAACACAAGGCUGCGCUGACAGAGAAGCGUGUUGCUGCUGCUCGCUCGAGGGCAGAGAACCGUGCUCCUGGCUCUGGCCCACCCGAAAAUGCUGCGCAGCAGUUGGUCGUACUUCAAGGCGCACUGGCCGCUCUCAAGAAUGUCCUCGGCCAGCAGAACAUCAACAUCGAUAACAUCAAAAAGCCAAAGAACAAGAAAAAGAAGAAGGCUGGCAAGUCACAAAUCGAACAGUCACAGCCUUCGACCGCUGAAGACAAGCCCGCGUCGUCGACUGCCGAACAGAAGACAGAGUCGGCAUCCCCAGAGAAGGAGUCCACAAAAUCAACCGUCCAGAAAGCGCAGCCAGAUGACAUAAAGGCAAGCAAGUCCAAGGGAGACCCGGAACCCGAGCCUGCACCGCCCAUUAGCGAAGCCGACAGAGAGGAACUGGAAUUAAGAAAGCGACAGCUUGCGGACAUGAAAGAGAAGUUGGACCGAUACAAGAAAUCCUCCUCUAGAAUUAAACACCCAUUGCAGAGGGGCGACACGGGUUCAAAAAAGCAGUCCGAGACCAAGUCGGGAAAUUUCGUCAAGAAUACCAUCACCGGAGCUGCCUCGAGUCCUGCCAACAAGGCACCGUUGGCGGAGCGUCUCAAUGCCCUCAAACCCAAGCGGGAGGGGCAUCCAAAAGCGCAGAAAAGCAAAGUAAAAACGCAAAAGCAGAAGCCUGCACAGGCUAAGCCAAAGAAGUCCAAGCCUGUCGAGGAGCCUGACGUUCACAAGAAAUCCCCGCUGCAUAUAUCAAAGCUCAGCCCCGAAGAGCUUGAACUCGUUCCGAUCGAGAAAUCACAGCCGCCUGUAGCAGUCCUUGCCCACGGGCUGGAGCGGGCUCUCUUCAACCCAGGCGUCUACCACCUUCAAGAUCCUCGUUCCAAAGUUUACAACUUCGACCCCUAUCUGGCGAACAUCAUGCCCAUCCAAGAAUUCGACUUUGAUGCCUUACAGCAGUAUGUGACAUCAUCUAAAGACACGGCUCUUAUCGAUGUCGCCCGCGAGAACGGGAAGAAGUACACUGGGUCAACAUCAAGCAUGACGAGCAUGCUUUCCCAUUUUCACUAUCUCCUGUCGGCUUGGCGAGAGAUCAACUCAUCGAUGAUGUCGAGAGAUUUCGAGGUGCCUUCUCAGCAGUUUACCCGUCUUCUGAGGGCACCUGCUGCCGUCUUCCUGCACUGGAAGGAUGGUGUUUAUGCCAUCGAUGCGGACAAGGAGUUCGACUCGGCCAGCAUUCUCAGCAUGCUGGGCAAAUCCAUGGAAAAGCUUUUGACGCUACCGGUUGACGGAUUUGAGAAAUAUCGCCGAGGGAAAUCUCAUCAAAUCUCUGAACAAGAACGUAACGCACCCGAGGCCUACCACUAUACGGGACUCCGCGACUUCAUGAUGAGGUCACAACUAGAUGCUUAUGAUCCCAGGGUACCCGGUUCUGGUAUGUUUGAUAUCAAGACCCGGGCGGUUGUCUCCAUUCGCAUGGACUCGCAGGGCUUCACCAAGGGUCUUGGGUACGAGCUUCGCCAUCGCCACGGCAACUGGGAGUCCUUUGAGCGCGAAUAUCAUGACAUGAUCCGAGCCGCGUUCCUGAAGUAUUCCCUUCAGGUCCGCAUGGGCAGAAUGGAUGGUAUCUUCGUUGCUUUUCACAACACUGAACGCAUCUUCGGUUUCCAAUACAUUCCUCUCGAAGAAAUGGACCUGUCGUUGCACGGCACAAGCGACCUGACGACCGGCGACAAAGAGUUCAAGCUUAGUCUCGCUCUCCUAAACGAGCUGCUCGACCGCGCAUCGAAGAAAUUCCCCGAAAAGUCGCUGCGCCUGUUUGUCGAGACGCGAACCUCCGUCAACACUCCUUUCAUGUAUGCCUUCGUGAAGCCGGUUGAGCGUGGUGAGAUAGAAGCAGUUCAAGAUGCUGGCAAGGAAUCGGUGGCAGAGUUUGAGAGAGAAAUUCUCGGCCUCAAACGUGCUAUCGAGUCCGAGUCCGAGACAUCACCAGACGCCGAGAACGAGGCAGAGGAGACUGCUGUAGCGGACGGCGAAGAGAACAAUAUCUCCGAGACUCCAGAAGAGCUUGAGGUCGAGGAGGAAGAAGAUACCACUGCGUCUUGGGACGAAAUCCAGGCGAUGGUUGAAGAUGCCAUGGAAGACGAGGAGCUUGGCGUCGACGCUGUUCGACAGGCCAUCGAGGACGCUCUCGAAGAGAGCGGUCUGCUAGAGGAACAAACCCCCGAGGAGGUUCGGGGUUACGUCGAUGCUCUCCUCAGCGCAUUGACCGACGGAUCUGGCGAUCCUGCGACCGCGUCUGUCGAGGAGAGCGAAGGCAGUCAGCUGGUUGACUCGGAGACCAGGGACGUAUCAGUAUCAGCCCAAAACGAAAACCAAGACCUGGAUGAUUUAUCAGAGCCCGCUCAGAUGGACGGAUCUGAUGAGGCACGCGUGCAGACUGAAGAGCAGACUGACGAGGAGUCCGAGCUUGAAAAGGACGACUCUCAAGACGAUUCUUCAAGUCCGAAUAUGACGACACUCAGUAACCUCAUCCUGCGCAUGACUCGCAGGCUAGACGAGAGCGGCGUUGCGGAAAAGCAAGCGGAGGACGCCGUCUCUUCGAAGCUGCAGGUGUUUGAACGAAUUCUAGGCAAGAUCAUCUCUGAAUCUCGGGAGGACGAGCAGGAUUCUGGCGAUUCUGGCGCUGUCAACAGGGCUUCUGAACCAAAGAACGUCACGGAACGGACUGGAUCAUCCUCUGCAGACAUCGAGGACACCACCACGCCCGCAUCAAACGACGCUCCAGAAGCAGCCGCAGGGGCCGGCGCCGAACCGGAGGACCGUGGCCCCAUACUAGGAAUGGUUUUGACAGUCAGAAACAAGGUCAACGACCAAUUCGUGCCAAGACCAGAGAAUCUCACCAAGGAAGAUACCUGGGAAGUGGAGUACAACAUUGAAGAGUUACCCGAGGAGAGAGCCCACAGACUGUUUGACAUGUGCAAGAAACGACGAGAAACGGCCUACUCAAAAGGCGGCCAAAGAAGCCACGGGUGGAACGAAAUGUUUGACGGGGCACUUCCCCGAUACACCCGUCAAGGCCGCAAAUUCCGCAGCGAGGAGAAUGCGGAAGCCAAGCAACGGCCGGUUUACGUUCUUGGCGAGAGCCAGCCCAAGUCCUACCAGGAGGUUUUCGGCGAGCAGAACGAGGAUUAAUAUGGUUUAUGGAUGUGUGAGAUUAGAGCCUCGUACGGCCACAUCUCCCUUGUCUAUGUGUUUUAUAUCUGUACAUUAUGUAUCAAAUCUCGGAGACCAAUAGAAGCAUGAUGGCUGGCAUAUGGACGAGAAAAAUUUAGCGAUCUGAAAAGCCAUGGGUCUAUUCUGUAAUGUUUAUAGCGUCAUCGUGUAACUUCAUAGUACACAGCGGGAAGAGUCAAAAAGGGGGCCAAUAGAGCACCACAUUAUGGACAUGAAAUUGUCGUUCGAUGGCACUUCACUCAAAAACAGGUCAC